AUGGGUGACAUAGAAGAGGUGCAGGAACAAAUGAAGGCCGAUAUGGAGGCCUUGAAAGAUCAAAUGACCUCCAUAAUAGAGGCCAUGUUAAGCAUGAAGCGAAUAAUAGAAAGCAACAUGGCCGCAACAGCCACUGAGGCGGAUCCGACCCAUCCCUCUGCCAUAAACCAAGCAAACCAACCCAUCCCGGACGUGUUGGGUCAAGGAGGAGAGGUGUUGGGCAGCACCAGUGGUCCACACGUAGGGCAUAAUAACAAUGCUUACCCCUAUGGCUUACCCCCCAAUUAUACGCCACCUACCAUGCACAUGCCCAACGAGAAUGCUAAUCACGUCCUUCUCGUUACCUUUGAGGGUCAACAACCCCAGCCUAUAGGGGGCGUCCGUGAAGAACCUCAGGAGCAUGCUCAAGGUGACUUCGACCCAUACCCCACUUUCACCACUGAGGGACCAACAUUUAAUGUUAUGCCUCGACCCAAUACCGCGGGAGCUCCUCAACCCCGCCCUCUGCAAUCGCUGCAUUUCUCAGUAGAGGGGUCGCCUCCGACAAUGGAAGGGAGAAAGAGACUUGAUCUCAUCAAGGAGAGAUUAAGGGCCGUUGAAAGGUUUGGUGAUUACCCUUUUGUUGACAUGGCAAAAUUGUGUUUGGUACUUGAUGUUGUCAUCCCCCCAAAGUUCAAGGUAUCUGAUUUUGAUAGAUACAAGGGGACCACUUACCCCAUGAAUCACCUGAAGAUGUACUGCCGAAAAAUGCGGGCAUACUCUAGGGAUGAGAAAUUGUUGAUGCAUUUCUUCCAAGAAAGUUUGGUCGGGGUGACAGUCAUCUGGUAUACCAAUUUGAAGGCUUUUUGUAUCCGCACAUGGAAGGACUUGAUUAUUGCCUUCAUUAGGUAG
This is a messenger RNA of Glycine soja, 891 nucleotides long. RefSeq lists its product as uncharacterized. The coding region runs from base 1 to 891 and encodes 296 amino acids. Lineage: Eukaryota; Viridiplantae; Streptophyta; Magnoliopsida; Fabales; Fabaceae. The record is from RefSeq and is a predicted model, not a curated record. The transcript has a single exon.